AUGGCCUGGCGACUGGGCAGCACCCCCGACAUCAAUCCUGCCUGGUACACAGGCCGUGGAAUCCGGCCUGUGGGCCGCUUUGGCCGGAGGAGAGCAGCCCUGGGGGACGGACCAAAGCCUGGCCUCCAGCGCCCGCCGGCCUGCUUCCCCCUGGCAGGAGGUGCUGAGCCCUCCCAGGGGGGCUGACAGCUCAGCUCCUCCAGGAAUAGCCCCAGGGGCCUGUCUCCAGACCCCCACCCCCUCCUCCACAGGCUACAUCCCCUUCAGUCCCAAUAAAAGCAGCUGGCCUUG
Molecule: messenger RNA, 291 nt
Organism: Lagenorhynchus albirostris (white-beaked dolphin)
Lineage: Eukaryota; Metazoa; Chordata; Mammalia; Artiodactyla; Delphinidae
Gene: PRLH
Product: prolactin releasing hormone
Exons: 2
Coding region: 1-186 (61 amino acids)
Biological process (GO): response to peptide hormone; G protein-coupled receptor signaling pathway; feeding behavior
Molecular function (GO): prolactin-releasing peptide receptor binding; neuropeptide hormone activity
Source: RefSeq, a predicted model, not a curated record